This is a messenger RNA of Cladophialophora immunda, 1185 nucleotides long. RefSeq lists its product as uncharacterized. Gene Ontology annotation, molecular function: L-ascorbic acid binding; iron ion binding; procollagen-proline 4-dioxygenase activity. The transcript is spliced from 2 exons. The record is from RefSeq and is a predicted model, not a curated record. Lineage: Eukaryota; Fungi; Ascomycota; Eurotiomycetes; Chaetothyriales; Herpotrichiellaceae. Gene Ontology annotation, cellular component: endoplasmic reticulum. Gene Ontology annotation, biological process: peptidyl-proline hydroxylation to 4-hydroxy-L-proline. Bases 125 to 973 code for a protein of 282 amino acids.
ACUCGUGCCCCAGGUUUCGGUUCUAUAUGAAUGCAUCCUCGACAUCUGCUCGCUACUAAAUACCCUCUGACCAUCAGCCGAACAUUGGCAGAUUGAUUGCCUACAGUAGGACUGAGUAUGGACUAUGGCUGAACCAGCCUCGUCCGUGGUAUUGACCAGGCGUCCCAUCCCCAUUUCCCCUUCUUCCAAGAAUCCCGCCCCAAGUCGGUCUGUAGACAUUGUCUCGUCGCUUCUCACGCCCGCCGAAUGCACCGACCUUAUCACAACACACGACCACGAAGCGGACAUGCACGCCAUCAGCGGCACGUACACGUCCCGCUUGCGCAAGAUAAUCGAAGACGACGACCUCGCCGAAUUGCUCUGGUCGCGGCUUUCGAGGAUCUACCAGGGCACGGAAGUGGUUGACGAGGACGGCCAGGUCUGGUCUGCCAUGGGAUUGAAUCCCUGUUUCAGGCUUUGUAAAUAUAGGGCUGGUGACGGAUUCAGUACCCAUGUCGACGGUCGCCGUCUCGCAACAGUCGAUACCCAGUCCUUCAUGACAGUCAACAUUUAUCUGAACACUGUUCCAGCAGAGCACGGCGGAGCAACACGCUUCCUCCUCGACCUAACGACAUAUCCGCCGGGCACCAGCAGCUCCUGUGAUCCUCAGGCCGACAACUCGACGAGCAGUGUGCUUUCCCAAAACCAGCCUGUCGAGGGCUCUGCAGCGAUCUUCCGCGACGACAUCUACCACGACGGCAAGGUACUUCGAUCGGGCGUGAAGUACCUGCUAAGGACAGAUAUGAUGUUCCAGCGCGCACGGCCGUUUACCUUUGACGAAAUGUAUCCUCCUCAUAAGUUCGCCGCCAAAGAACGGGCGUUGAAGGCGCUGGAUCUCGCCCAGCGACUUGAAGAUGCCGGAAACAGGGACGAGGCGGUCCGGUGGUACAAGCUUGCUUUUCGACUAGACGAGGACUUGGAAAGGUAUUCGUAGGACGAGGUCUAGCGACAGGGCGGGAUGGGAGGCUUUCUCAAGGCCGAUUCUGGAAUGAUAUGCGCUCAUAGAUGUUUCCAGCCAUUCGAUAUCAGCACUUGCAUUUCGUUGAUGAGACAAUCGACGCCAGACUCCAGGUGGGCCGAGUCUUCCUUUUCCCACUGCCGUAGACGCAAAUAGACCGCCAUCUUCUUGAACCAGUCUGUCGUGAG